Messenger RNA from Trematosphaeria pertusa, 791 nucleotides. RefSeq names its product ankyrin. The record is from RefSeq and is a predicted model, not a curated record. Gene Ontology annotation, biological process: proteolysis. The transcript has a single exon. Gene Ontology annotation, molecular function: protein binding; aspartic-type endopeptidase activity. NCBI's taxonomy places the organism in Eukaryota, Fungi, Ascomycota, Dothideomycetes, Pleosporales, Trematosphaeriaceae. The coding region runs from base 120 to 623 and encodes 167 amino acids.
CUGAGCAUUACAAUCUCGGCUUUCACUAUGUGAAGUUUUCACACAACUCGCCUUGCAGGCACGAUCGCUCUCAGAAACCACCAUCCCGAUAGAACAGAUUGCGAAACCAGUCCACCACAAUGGCAUCCGAACAAACCAACGGCGCCGCAGCGCCCUCCACAGACGGAGCUUCCACAAGCACAAAUGCACCGCAAUCUCCCUCCGACCUUCCCGCCGCAGCCCUCGACCUCGCCGCAAAGCUAUUCGAUCUAGCACGAAGCGGCGAAACAACCACACUGUCCCAGUACCUCUCCGCCGGCGUCCCGAAGAACCUCACCAAUUCACAAGGGGACACACUAUUAAUGCUAGCCUCGUAUCAUGGACACAAAGAGACGACGAAGCUGCUGCUCGAUUCUGGCGCAGAUGCGAAUGUGCUGAAUGCGAGGGGCCAGAGCCCGAUCGCGGGCGCAGUGUUCAAGGGCUGGGAUGAGGUGGUGAAGGUGCUGUUUGAGGCGGGUGCGGAUAUCCGGGCAGGGCAGCCGAAUGCGGUGGAUUGCGCGAGGAUGUUUAAGAUGGAUAGUGUUUUGAAGUUGUUUGGGGUGGAGGAGGGGGACGGGAGGACGGUCGAGGUGAAUAGUACGUAGUACAAUAUAGAGGAAAGUAGCAGACAUAAUCGAAGGAGGCGAAUGCACUGCAUGUUGUGAGACGGUUAUGCAUUCUGGAGGCUCUGAUAACAGUGCUCUUCAUUUUGCUAUUUUCCACCGUAUCUCAAGUACGGAUGUAGUACCUAGAUCACGAUAAGCUAGGCCUUA